Manihot esculenta (cassava) is the source of this 1980-nucleotide messenger RNA. RefSeq names its product putative pentatricopeptide repeat-containing protein At1g12700, mitochondrial. The coding region runs from base 1 to 1980 and encodes 659 amino acids. Lineage: Eukaryota; Viridiplantae; Streptophyta; Magnoliopsida; Malpighiales; Euphorbiaceae. The transcript is spliced from 5 exons. The record is from RefSeq and is a predicted model, not a curated record. Gene Ontology annotation, molecular function: protein binding.
AUGCUUGUGGAAGUUUUUGUGACUGCAUCCGUGGGAAAUGGUUUGUUAGAGAAGGUGGGGCUGGCAGGAUACAUAUUGAGAGUUCGACCGAUUAAAAAGCUAAAUCUUACAAAUUCAAAGAGGCUAUGUAGCCAUGUGUCGUUCAAGAGAUAUCAAGUUCCAGCGGAAAAUCUGAAGUUUCUGGCAUUACAAGAAUUGAUUAAACAAUCUCAGGAUAGCGAUCUCGAUUCCAAAAUUAAUGGCCAAUUUCAAUCUCCAUUCCUAUUCUUAUUUACCAAUUAUUGCCAUUCUUCUACUUCCACACAUGAAGAUGCACGCUUCUUGACAAAUAACUUCAAAUCUGCUUCUUUUACCCGCCUUCAUGAUGCCAUUGCUUCCUUUAAUCAUGUAAUUCAUAUGAAUCCUCUGCCUUCUAGGGUUCAUUUUAAUAGAUUCUUAUCUGCCCUUGUGAAAAUGAAACAAUAUCACACUGUCCUUUCCAUGUCCAAAACAAUUGAAUUGCUAGGAAUGUCACACAAUCUUUAUUCUCUUAGCAUCUUAAUUAAUUGCUUCUGCCAUUUACACCUUGUGGAUUUUGGCUUCUCUGUUUUUGGUAAGAUGCUCAAACUGGGAUUGGAGCCUGACGUUGUGACAUUUACUACCUUAAUUAAUGGGCUUUGUAUAGAGAGUAAAAUCGACAAAGCAGUGGAAUUUUUCGAUGAUAUGGUUGCACGUGGUUAUCAACCUGAUGUUUAUACUUACAAUACGAUAAUAAACGGAAACUGUAAAUUUGGGAAAACAAACGUAGCUAUUGGGCUGCUAAAGGGAAUGGCUGAUAGAGGUUGUGACCCAGAUGUUGUGACAUACGGAGCAAUCAUUGACGGCCUUUGCAAGGAUGAGCUAGUUGGUGAGGCUUUAGAGCUCUUCUCUCAAAUGAGGAAUAAGGGCAUUUCACCUAAUGUCAUCACUUACACUAGUUUAAUUCAUGGUGUUUGCAAAUUAGGCCAAAAGAACCAAGCUUUGGCCUUGAUGAAUGAAAUGGUGGAGCAGAACAUAUUACCAAAUGUUUAUACCUUCAAUGUAUUGAUUGAUGCUCUUUGUAAGGAUGGAAUGGUUUCAGAGGCUGAAAAUACAUUCAAUGUAAUGAUUCAAAGAGGUGUAGAGCCUGAUGUGAUCACUUAUAAUUCAUUGAUGGAUGGAUAUUGUCUGUGCAAGCAAAUUGAUAAGGCUAGAAAGGUAUUUGAUCUGAUGGUGACCAAUGAAAUAGCUAACAUUUUUAGCUACACCAUUUUGAUCAAUGGAUAUUGUAAGUGCAAAAUGAUAGAUGAUGCAAAGGAACUUUUUGAUGAAAUGUCUCAUAAAGGUUUAGUUCCUAAUGUUGUUACUUAUUCUACUCUUAUAGAGGGUAUGUUUCAAGCAGGGAGGCCCCAAACUGCACAGGAUCUCUUUAAGAAUAUGUGCUCUCAUGGUCAACAGCCAAAUAUAGUAACCUUCUCAAUUAUGAUUAAUGGCUUGUGUAGACAGGGGAAUCUGGAUGAAGCACUCACCCUAUUGAAAGAAAUGGAGGAAAGUCAGUUGAAGCCUGAUCUUGUGACCUAUUGCAUUCUGAUCAAUGGUAUGUGCAAAGUUGGGAAGAUUAAUGAUGCCAAGGAACUUUUUUCUAGUCUUUUCGAAAUUAGUUUACAACCUGAUGUUUAUGUAUAUAAUGCAAUUAUGAAAGGACUCUGCCAGCAAGGAUUAAUGGACGAAGCGUAUAAGGUAUUUAGAGACAUGGAAAAGGGAGGAUGUUUACCGAAUAAUUGUUGUUAUAAUAUCAUCAUUCAAGGGUUUCUCAAGCAUGAGUAUUUACCAAAAGCAUCAGAACUAAUCAACGAAAUGGUUGAUAAGGGGUUCUCAGCUGAUGCUGCUACCACAGAAUUGGUAGUACAUUUAUCGCUGAAUAAUGAUCUCAUUCUAAGCAAGCUACGAAAUCGUUCUGAGGCUUCUAAAGGGGUGCAAUGA